Molecule: messenger RNA, 2398 nt
Organism: Gavialis gangeticus (Gharial)
Lineage: Eukaryota; Metazoa; Chordata; Crocodylia; Gavialidae
Exons: 4
Coding region: 1198-2124 (308 amino acids)
Source: RefSeq, a predicted model, not a curated record
UGGAAUUUUCCAACCUAUAGGAAAUUCCAGUAUUUCAAAAUUUGGUUUCAUCUCAAAAUGUACCAUGGUCACAACACUCCAUAAUGCAUCCCAUCAAUUUAAUUAGAGGGGGAGACUGAAAUGCAUCAUGGGAAGCAAAGAUUCCUGAGUGAGCUGAGCCCAUACAGGAGAACAGAAUAUUUUUGGCAAAGUCAGUGUUUUGAUUUUGGUGAAAUUGCAUUUUCCUUAAAAUGGAGGGAACCUGCUAUUCCAUCCAGCUGUUCUUCUAAUGGAGUUUACUGCUUUAUGCUUUCCCACCUCAGUUCUGUACCUUGCAAAGCUAUACUUGUCAAGUGAAGGCAUUUUUUUUUUAUUAUGCAAAAAAUGGUCUAUAAGAAAGUUUUGGUCUGUCAAAAAAUCACUGGAGGGACUCUUUCCAUAGGGGUUAGAGUGAGCAUGGAUGAGAGAUUUUAAACUCCAUCUUGUAAAUGUUUUUGUCCUGCGAGUUUCAUACACACACGCACAGAUGCACACUUUCAGUGAACUUUCAGGAUUAAUAUAUAGUUAGUGAUGAAGAUAGUUGUUUUCUAUCCUUUAUGAGUUCAUUACCUUAAACAUUGCUGACAAGGUUUGCUAUAUGUUAUAUUUAUGAGAUAGGUCAGUUAUAAUAAUGUACCUCUUGAGCACUGUUAUUUUUGUAGUAACUUCUGAAAUCGUAAAUAAAAUAUUAUUAUGAGCAUUAGACCUAAAAGAAGAAAGUAGCAAAAGUAUGAGUUACUGCUGGGCAGAAGGAAGAGAGAAAGGGCAAUACAAAAACAGAGUUUAUGAAUGCCGACAAGGAAGAGCCCAGGUGAAGAAGCAGUGAAUAGCAGUGAAAUGACACUAGUUUCCACAGUGCAUCCCUGAACAGACUGCAGAAACCUGUUGGUGAGCAACAAGAUAAGGAGUGGCCCAGAGGUAUGGUGGGUCUUUGUCAGACUAAGAAGUGGAUUGCUACAUCAGCACAUGGUGCAACGGGUCUGGUCAAGUCUGUAAAACCAUAUAACUUUCCCCUUAGCAUAUGUGGGGAAACAGCUUUUAAGUGAGACAAUAAUCAAGCUUCUAGAGUGGAGUGCAACUGCAGGAGUGGAGUGGAGAGGAUACGGGAGUGGAUGAAGUGCCUUUCAAACUGACCGUGGAGCAUUGUGAGCCAAGGGCGGCAUUCUUUGCUUUCUACCAAUGUGCAGAGCACGCUCACAGAGGCCGCAUGCUUUAGCUGAUCCGAGGGCCCAUACCUCAUCCCAGAGCCUGCCUCUCCACUCAGCUACAGCAACAUGCACUCUCUCAGGCCAAGCAGCCCCUUCUGCCAUGCAAUACCACCCACCAAUCAGAGAAGUGGCACAAGGAAGAAGUCAGGGAGGCUUUUUACUGCUCUCCAGCCAGGACCAGCAGCUUCAUGUGGAGGAGACCCAGCAGCCAUCAGCAAAGAUGGGCUCAAAGAUGCCACCACCAUCAGUAGGUGCACUCCACAUGUGCCGCCUCUAUCAGCACUGGAACCAGAACCGAACAGUGCUCCUGAAGUGGCUGGUCACCAUGGCUAAGAAGCAGCUCGAGGACUUUUGGGCCUGGUGCCACCAGGACUUGGAGAGGGAGUGGGAGAGAGGCCAGGUGCACCUUGCCUUCAAGCAGAGGGGACUCACCCUCGAGGAGAGGCAGGUCACCCUUCAAAAGAGGUACCUCACCCUCAGAAAGAGGCACCUCGCUCUCCUGGAGAGGCUGGUGGAGGCACAAAAACAGCAGUGCACUGUUGUGCAUCAGGCAAUACAGGUCACUGCAUCCUUGACACCAUGCUGGUCCUGGCAGUCACCUUCAUGCUGCCUGGAGCCCGUCCCUGAGCCCUUGCCCUGCCUGACCCCUGUGAGGUCUACAGACCAGCAUCUACCCCCACAGUGGGCAUUGGAGGAGGUUCAGUACCACCUGCAGCAGCCAAGGCCCCCUGACCCUGGUCCUCAUCCUGGUCCCAUGGGGGUCUGGCCCCCCUCCUGGGCUGCUGCCUGCUGCUCAUCCUACCACCAUGCAGCUCCUGAGCAGAAGCUGGCCACAGCUGGGCCAGCUCCCCAUGUGGGCCCUGCUGGCUUCAGCCCUGUGGAGGAGGAGGGGGAAUGAGCUGAGUAAGCUGGACAGUGCCCAUUGUCACCCCUGAGCCAGACCCCAGCCCACUGGUGUCACCAUAGCAUUUGCACUGGAGGUAGUGUCAGCAGAGGCCAGGGUGCUGGGUGCCUCUCCCUGGGCUCUGCACUGUAGGUGCCUCCUUCACACUGUCCCCUCCUGACAGUUUCACAAAGACACUUGUGUAAAUAGUUCAAAGGGGAAGAGGGUCCUUUAUUGGUGGUGCUUUAUUGGCAUUGAGGUUAGGGGUGGGAUCUGUUGUGGAGGAUGG